Messenger RNA from Aspergillus fumigatus Af293, 168 nucleotides. RefSeq lists its product as uncharacterized. The coding region runs from base 1 to 168 and encodes 55 amino acids. NCBI's taxonomy places the organism in Eukaryota, Fungi, Ascomycota, Eurotiomycetes, Eurotiales, Aspergillaceae. The transcript has a single exon. The record is from RefSeq and is a predicted model, not a curated record.
AUGGAGGCCAAAACUCGGACUUCUGAAGUCAAAUCUACCACCACUUCUCGCGGCCAAAAGACUCAGACCCUCAUCGUCUACGGAGUAGAUAUUGGUGUGCUUCGCCAAGUGGCUCUCACCCCACUCAGUCCGCUGGCUCAUUUGACUAGUCUAUACCCAGUGGAGUAA